AUGCCUGGUGACGGUACCACAUCAGCAAGAGGACCGAAAGGUCCCUCCAUUCCAACAGAACCUUGCUUUCCCACAGGUCCAGCCGGACCAGCAGGUCCUGGGCUGCCUGGUUCUCCGGGAUUUGGUCCUAAACGUCCCGGUAGGCCUGGUGGACCAUCCACGCCGCCGCUACCAUCUGGUCCAGGCUGCCCUGGUUGA
This is a messenger RNA of Ostertagia ostertagi, 198 nucleotides long. NCBI's taxonomy places the organism in Eukaryota, Metazoa, Nematoda, Chromadorea, Rhabditida, Trichostrongylidae. The record is from the annotation of a GenBank genome assembly.